Molecule: messenger RNA, 1869 nt
Organism: Anopheles arabiensis
Lineage: Eukaryota; Metazoa; Arthropoda; Insecta; Diptera; Culicidae
Product: threonylcarbamoyladenosine tRNA methylthiotransferase
Exons: 3
Coding region: 119-1780 (553 amino acids)
Biological process (GO): tRNA methylthiolation
Cellular component (GO): endoplasmic reticulum
Molecular function (GO): tRNA (N(6)-L-threonylcarbamoyladenosine(37)-C(2))-methylthiotransferase activity; 4 iron, 4 sulfur cluster binding
Source: RefSeq, a predicted model, not a curated record
UUUGACAGCGAUUCGUUUCGCGAGUCGAGUGCUACGUAAAUACAUGUGGUAAAAAGUAGCGCAAAGUGGUGUAGUUGAGCUUUUUUACUUUAAAAAGGACAUCAUCAAACCUUCCCCGAUGGAUAUUAGCUGUCAGGACAUCAUCGGGGACAUUGAAGAUUUGAUAUCGUUGGACGAUCCGUCGCCGGCAGAACGAUACCUCAACAAGAAGGAUGUAACUGUGCGCACCAAACGCGUCAAAGUACGCGCGAACCGGCCGAAAGAAACGUCCACCGUCGAAAAGCCGCUCCUGGACAGCGUUAUUCCCGAGACGCAGCACAUCUACAUGAAGACAUGGGGCUGUGCGCACAACACCUCCGACACGGAGUACAUGGCGGGGCAGCUGGCACAGUACGGGUACAAUCUGACGAGCGAUAAAGAUUCGGCCGACCUGUGGGUGCUGAACAGUUGUACGGUCAAAAACCCGUCGGAAGAUACGUUUCGCAACGAGAUCGAGGCGGCCCAUCAAGCCGGAAAGCAUGUGGUGGUGGCCGGAUGUGUGCCGCAGGCCGCCCCGCGGUCCGAUUAUCUCAAAGGGCUCAGCGUGGUCGGCGUGCAGCAGAUCGAUCGUGUGGCGGAAGUCGUGGAGGAAACGCUCAAGGGCCACUCGGUCCGGUUGCUGCAGGCGAAGAAGGUGGACGGUCGCAAGGUAGCCGGCCCAAAGCUGGCCCUGCCGAAGGUACGCAAAAAUCCGCUCAUCGAGGUGAUUCCCAUCAAUUCCGGCUGUCUGAACGCGUGCACCUACUGCAAGACAAAGUUUGCCCGGGCCGAUCUGGUAAGCUACCCAGUGCAGGAGAUAGUGGACCGGGCGCAGCAGGUAUUUCAGGACGGGGUGUGCGAAAUAUGGCUCACGUCCGAAGACACCGGAACGUACGGGCGGGAUAUCGGUUCGUCGCUGCCGGAACUGCUGUGGCAGCUGGUUGAGGUAAUCCCGGAAGGCUGCAUGAUGCGGCUCGGCAUGACCAAUCCGCCCUACAUUCUCGAGCACUUGGACGAGAUGGCGAAAAUACUGUCGCAUCCACGCGUCUACAGCUUCCUGCACAUACCGGUGCAGAGCGGCUCGGACGCAAUCCUGGGCGAAAUGAGGCGCGAAUACUGCGUGAAGGAUUUCGAGCGCAUGGUGGACUUUCUACGCGCCCAAGUACCGGGCAUUACGAUCGCGACCGACAUCAUCUGCGGGUUUCCGGGCGAAACGGAAGCGGACUUUGACGACACGCUGGCACUGUGUGAGAAGUACCAGUUCCCAAGCCUGUUCAUUAAUCAGUUUUUCCCCCGGCCCGGUACGCCGGCAGCGAAGAUGACGAAGGUUCCGGCCAAUGAGGUGAAAACGCGCACGAAACGGUUGACCGAUUUGUUCCAUUCGUAUGAGCCGUACAAGAAGUACGAGGCCGGUACGAAGCAAACGGUACUGGUUACAGAAAUCUCGCACGACCGGAAGCACUACGUCGGGCACAAUAAGUUCUACGAGCAGAUAUUGCUACCAAUGCACAACAAUUUGCUCGGCAAGCAGGUCGAGGUGGAAAUUACCGGAUGCACCAAAUUCAGCAUGUUUGGCAAAGUGAUACAAGGCGAGCAGGAAUGGAAGAACUGUAGCAAGCGUAGUACCGCCGACGGUACGAUGGCCAGCAGUCUCGUGGCCGGCGCAGAAGAGUCAAAGUAUCGAUCGAUAUUUGCUUACUUUUUCAUAUCGUGCAGUUUGGCGAUAGUGUGCAAAUACAUUUUUAUGUUUCUUGAUUUCUAAAAUCCCUUUUGCGCAUGCUGCAGAUCUUGUUUGCGUCAAUGCCUCGGGAGAUAUAGAAAAUAUAACAAUGAAUUUACUGCAUCGCUUGA